GUGACAACCCAAAAGAAAAACAGAACGUCAAAAUUAGAAAAUCCAGUAUCCAACCCGUUCCCCUUCAUUUUGCAGUCAAAUAACUAAAUUCCUGGUUUCGCUUAUUCGACCUUUUUGGCUAAAUAGAAAAAGGGGACCAUUUACCAACGGCUAAUCCUCAAGUUCUUAGAGUUCGACUUUAUUUACCCUUAUCAAAAUGGGUAAUGAGAGCUCCCUGCCCAUGGAACUAUGUUCUAAUUUUGACGCAGAUGAAAUACGACGUUUGGGAAAACGCUUUAGGAAGUUAGAUCUUGAUAAUUCUGGGGCUUUGAGCAUUGACGAGUUUAUGUCAUUGCCAGAGCUUCAACAGAAUCCCCUAGUCCAGCGGGUUAUUGAUAUAUUUGAUGCAGAUGGUAAUGGCGAAGUUGAUUUUAAAGAAUUUAUUCAAGGAGUGUCACAGUUUAGUGUUAAAGGUGACAAGCUGUCAAAGCUAAGAUUUGCAUUCAGAAUUUAUGAUAUGGAUAAUGAUGGGUAUAUUUCUAACGGGGAGUUGUUUCAGGUUUUAAAAAUGAUGGUUGGCAACAACCUGAAAGACACUCAACUUCAACAAAUAGUGGAUAAAACCAUCCUCUUCGCUGACAAGGACGAAGAUGGUAAAAUAUCAUUCGAGGAAUUUUGCAAUGUUGUUGGUAACACGGACAUUCAUAAAAAGAUGGUUGUCGACGUUUAAAUUGCACUUAGAUUUAUAUUAUACUCGAAAUACACUCUGCAAAACUUAUUAGCAUGCAUAAACUUCGGUAGACUAGUAGAAAUCCUUUAUUUAUACAUUAUGUUAUAAAAAGAUCCAUCAUCUUAUUUAAAUUUAAGCCAGUGUCUAUGUAAUUAGGGUUGUUCUAGUCAUAAUUAUGUUAAUAUAUAUAAAUGGUGUUCUUAUUGCAUACAAUGUUUUCAUGCAUUGUUGUGCGCUGCUAUUUAGCUUGCUAGGAUAUUGGUUUAUUGUGGUGUAAUAAAUAAUCUGAUAUAAUAAUUUAAUACUAUUUAUAAGAAAUCACUUUUUCAUGCCACAACGUGUGGAUAGGUUUAAGGUUAUUUCACAUCAACCUGCACUAAAAACUUGUUAAUUAAUAUUGUUACUAAUUUUAAAUUAGGAUUUUAAAGGACAAAUUACUUAUAAUGAAGUGAAUUUUUCUUUGCUCGAUUUACUCUAGGAUUGCUAAAAUUCAACAAUUUCAGAACUAGUCACAAAAAUUAUCAUACACAACUGCAUAGUCAAGGAUUAAAUCGAACAAUAGAAAAAUUUUAGAUUCAUACAACUGUGUUCUAUUUAUUUAGAUUCUAAUCAAUAUUCAUCGUAGUUUGAUUAAUGUAAGCAAAAUCGUAUAUAUAACCAUCUAGCCCCUAUUGAUGUGUAUUUUUCCUACAUUGAUUCAAAUUGGCUGUCAUUUUGAUUACGCUAGGUGUUGUGUGUUUAGCUCUUUAUUAAACUAUUAUCCCAAAUACAUAUAUAUAUGAAAUUAUUAUGGCUGCCAUUUACCCAGCUUAACUUCAACAUUGACUUUCGAUGGGUGAGUCGAAGGUCUGUCGACGAAGUUGGCUGUUACAAUCUGAUUAUCUUUUUAAAUCAGACAAGUUUUUUAGACUGUUUAUUUGGAAAUUUAAUUUUAAAAUUUAAAAAACUUGCCAUGUGAUUAAAAAUGUGCGCCGAAUCACCCGAAAUUAAAAGCCAACGUUUGUCAGUUGCGCUUUUUAUUUCGAUGAUUGUUUUGGUUUAACGAAUAUUUUCAUUGAAAGCUGGUCGGGUUGUUGAUUGAAGCCGUUAUGUUUGGUACAUGAUAAAUCUAUAUAUAAUUAAGCAGUUUUUGAUGUAGUGUUACACUCAUGCGUGAUUGUAUAUUCUCGUUUAUGUUUAAUAAAUAUUAUUUACCUCUCUUAA
Molecule: messenger RNA, 1912 nt
Organism: Anthonomus grandis grandis
Lineage: Eukaryota; Metazoa; Arthropoda; Insecta; Coleoptera; Curculionidae
Product: calcineurin subunit B type 2
Exons: 5
Coding region: 197-709 (170 amino acids)
Molecular function (GO): calcium-dependent protein serine/threonine phosphatase regulator activity; calcium ion binding
Source: RefSeq, a predicted model, not a curated record